Molecule: messenger RNA, 5537 nt
Organism: Podarcis raffonei (Aeolian wall lizard)
Lineage: Eukaryota; Metazoa; Chordata; Lepidosauria; Squamata; Lacertidae
Gene: GAREM1
Product: GRB2 associated regulator of MAPK1 subtype 1
Exons: 6
Coding region: 674-2959 (761 amino acids)
Biological process (GO): epidermal growth factor receptor signaling pathway; cellular response to epidermal growth factor stimulus
Molecular function (GO): proline-rich region binding
Source: RefSeq, a predicted model, not a curated record
AGUGGAGAAGAGGAGGGGCGCCCACUGCGCAGGCGUCGCUCGCACCUUGUUGAUUAGUCAGUCCGUGCUGGGAUGGCGUUUACUGGGUCAGCUGGAGCUGCAAGCAGAGGAGCCAGCGGGAAGAGCCGCCGCCGUCUGUGCAACCCACGCCGCCGCCGCCGCUGCUGCUGGGGGGCCGGCGGAGGAGCAGCAGCAGCAGCAGCUGUCGGCGGCGACUCGCCUUGCUUUUAAGCCAAGCCCAUCAUGGCCUGGGAAGGCGGCGGCGGCGGCGGCGAGAGUCGAGGCUGAGGAGGGCGAAGCCGCCACCAGACGACCCCCGCCGCCGCCCGGACCCCAAGAAGGGCGGGAACAUGGAUGCGGGCCCCUCGCCGGGCUCCAGUCUGAAGGAUGUGAAGUGGAGCGCCGUGUCUGUCCCGCUGGACCUGCUGGAGAAGCUAUAGAAGGUCUUAGGGAGAGUGAGUACCUUUUGAUUCAUUCAUGCCGACAGUGGACCACAAUUACAGCUCAUAGUCUGGAGGAGGGACAUUACGUCAUAGGGCCGAAGAUAGAAAUCCCUGUGCAUUAUGCUGGGCAGUUUAAGCUGCUGGAACAAGACCGUGAUAUUAAGGAGCCAGUGCAGUAUUUUAACAGUGUGGAGGAGGUGGCUAAAGCAUUUCCUGAACGAGUUUACGUCAUGGAGGAAAUAACAUUCAACGUUAAGGUGGCUUCGGGCGAAUGCAACGAAGACACCGAGCUUUACAACAUCACCCUCUGCACGGGAGACGAGCUGACGUUAAUGGGGCAAGCGGAAAUCCUCUAUGCAAAAUCUUCCAAGGAGAAGUCACGGCUCAACACCAUCUUCAAGAAAAUCGGGAAGCUCAAUUCCAUCAGCAAGCUGGGCAGAGGCAAGAUGCCGUGCCUGAUCUGCAUGAACCACAGGACCAACGAGAGCAUCAGCCUUCCUUUCCAGUGCAAGGGCCGCUUCAGCACGCGCAGCCCCCUGGAGCUGCAGAUGCAGGAGGGCGAACACACCAUUCGCAACAUCGUGGAGAAGACGCGGCUGCCCGUGAACGUGACUGUGCCCAGCUCUCCGCCGCGAAACCCUUACGACCUGCAUUUUGUCCGCGAGGGGCACCGCUACAAGUUUGUCAACAUUCAGACCAAGACUGUGGUGGUUUGCUGUGCGCUGCACGGCAACAAAAUCAUUCCCAUGCACUUCCCUUUGCAUUUGGCUCUUCCAAAGUUCACGCUCCCCGAAAGCCUUGUGAAAGGGGAGGUGGGUCACGAAGCCUUUGUCAAGCACUGGUUCAGUCUCUGCCAAGAGCAGUUUGACAUCGACGAGUAUUCCCGUGGCGUGAGAGAUGUGAAAGCCGACUGGAAUGAAGAGUGCAAAAGUCCGCAGAAAGCCCGGCCCCACAGCCACAACCACAUGCCAAACUCUCUUAGCUACGCUCGGGACGAGUUGACGCAAUCCUUCCACCGCCUCUCAGUUUGUGUUUAUGGAAACAACCUCCAUGGAAAUAGUGAGGUGAACCUUCACGGCUGCAGGGACUUGUGCAAUGAGUGGGCUUUAUUCUCCCAUGAUGCCCUGCAGUGCCAGGACUCUGGCGAUGGCAGCAGCGACUACCUGUUCCCUGAAGUUUGUGAAGAAUCAUUGUGUUUACCUACCAAACCGGAACUUCCUUAUGAGGAACUGUGGCUGGACCAGGGGGGUGGGAAAAUGAAUGAUCAGCCUUUCACUCGCUCACAAAGUGAGAAGAACAAAUGUGACAGCUAUAGGAGUUCUUUCCGGUCCAAGUGUGGCAAUUCUUCUCUUCCAGCACCUGGGCCUAUAACAGUAACAUCAAAAUCUCCAGAAGUUUCCCUACCUCCACCACCUGUGCCUCCUAAAUCAGAAGCAGUCAGAGAAGAAUGUAGACUCCUGAAUGCCCCUCCUGUUCCUCCACGAAAUUCAAAGCCAACAUCCACCAGUCCAUCUGUUCCUCCGCGGGCAAACAAGGCAGCACGGCAGCAGACUCGUUCUCCUAGUCCAACACUCUCGUACUAUUCAUCAGGGCUGCACAACAUCAAUGCUGCAGAAGGAGAAGCUGAGUCUGCCUCCGAGAGUGCUCCUGUUGCUUGCUAUCCGUGCAGCACAGUGAAGGCUGACCUACAAGAUUUUGGCAACCUGCUGCCUUUUGGAAGCCCCUCUGCUGAUGCUCUGUCCUCCAGGCUUUCGUGGCCAAAUCAUUGUUCCGGAGCUGCUGAAGGCCUUAACAGGGGUGAAUUUCUAUUGGACCCAAGCAGGAGUUACAGUUAUCCAAGACAGAAGACUCCUGGCACACCAAAGAGAAACUGCCCAGCAACUUUUACAUUUGACUUGGAUAGAAGUGAAUUUCCUGUAGGGGACACCCUGCCAGCUGCAGCAGAACCUGGUUGUGCAGUGCCCACUUGCCCAAAGUCGGCGAGUUACUCUCUCGAGUGCACCGAUGAGAAGAGCCUGGCAGUCAGUAGCACACCGCAAUCUCUCUCGUGCCCUGCCUUACCCCCUCGUGCACCAAAAGCGGCAGAUGAGAAGCCCAGCCUUGACUUGUGUCCACUGCCUUUCAGAAUAGAUGGUGCGGAGGAAGAGCCGCAGGCAGGCUCGCCAGACCUUUCUGAAGAUCAGUACCUUGGCAAAAAGGGCAUGCAAGACAUCUUUGCCAUCCCUUAUCCUUUCUCAUCUCCCCUCCACCUUCAGCUAGCACCAAGGUCCUGCGGCGACGGCUCUCCUUGGCAGCCCCCUGUGGAUCUGUCUGGACUUUCAAUAGAGGAAGUUUCUAAAUCUCUGAGGUUUAUAGGUUUAUCUGAGGAUGUCAUAUCCUUUUUCGUUACAGAGAAGAUUGACGGCAACUUGCUUGUUCAGCUCAAUGAAGAGAUCCUUUUGGAGGACUUCAAGCUAAGCAAGUUGCAGGUUAAGAAAAUACUGCAGUUCAUUAACGGCUGGCGACCUAAAAUGUAGUGCUACAAAGCCGGUGCAAUAAAACUCAGAGAGAGGUGUGCCAGAAGCACCGGGGCUAACACACAGUCUCUCGUUUUUGUUUUUGUUUUUGCACUAAAAUCCUCUGUUGCUCUUAUGUAAAUAUCGUAGCAGGAAAAAAACAUUCUUACUAUGCAGAUAUUCUGAGUGGUGAGCAGACUCUUUUGUACAUAGUAGAAACAGGGAGGUGUGCCUUGUGCAUCCCUGAACAUUCAGAAGCUGCUAAACAGUGGGCUUUAAAGGGAAUUUAAUUUGUACUCAGUGUAGUCUAUUAAGACAUUAUAUUUAUUAUUAUUGAUUAGGCAAAGCUGAACAGCACACAAAUCACCUUGAUUUUUGUGUGUUUACCAAUAAAUGUAUUUCCUCUUGGGGGUUUUUGGUUUUUUUUGUAUUCUGAUGGCUGCAUACCUUGCCUUCAGUUCUGAUUUAUCCAGUGGUUAGCGUCCUUCUCCCACUCGUUCUAAUUGUUGGGAUAGCAUUCCUUUUUUAUGUGGGUUGUGAUUAGAACCCUUUUCUGAAUGAAUCCAUCUUCCAGUAGGAAAUUCAAACCGCAAAAAAAAAAAACCGACAAAGAAUUUAGUAGCUUCACGUCACCUCCAGAUGAGUGCAGAUUUCUCAUUGAAAAGGCAAUACAAGUUCACCACUUAUUUCUCUGUCUAGUUGAAAACAGGGUUAGUUUUUAUAGAGUUGUUGGCCUUUAGGAGAGCAAUACUUACCGGUAAUUCUCUGCUCUUAAAUCUCUUGUGAGCUGUCACUGCCCUGCUCACACAUGCAUUGUUUUCCUUUCUGCCUUGUUAUCCACCUGUGGCCUCUCUUUCUGCUCAGUUAUAAUUUACAGGGCGAGGAGGGGAAAAGAGAGGUAGCAAAAAACACAUUCAGCUUCUACACACAUGUAUUUAUAAAGGGGCAAUGAUCUAUGAACGCAGCAUAAUUUUCAACCUAAUAGCACUAGAGUGAGAAGGAAGGCCUUGGUCUUUCAUAUAGCUUUGUGGGAAGGGCAGGAUUUGGGGUAGUUCAGCCCAAACGGUUUAGAAGUCAUAGCCCUACCAAUCUACUUCUCAGAAUGGCCCCAGUUUGAUUUACCAUCGUACUGUUUCCCUUAGAAACUGUCGCAGUCAAGGCAGGUAUUCUUUUUUACCCAAUCAAGUUCUCUUGCAUAGCAGAUAACAGAUACAGAAAGGGAGAGAAUAAGCACAGGUUCCUUUCAGUGUUGGGGAGCAAAGGGGUUCUGAAAUGCAGAAAUGUGCUGUUCUGAAAUGUGCUGUUUUACAGAAUUUAUUUUGGAAAAUGUUUUGUAUUAGAGAAACAAAGAAAGAUUUGGAUUUAAAAUGUGAUUGAAACUACUUUGCAUUCAAUCUGAGCAAAUUUUGAUGGCUUGCAUUAGUACAAAUAACUGUUAGAGAACAGUGCACCCAUUGUCUUGGGUGUAAAAUGCACACAAGGUGAGAAUGAUCUGCCUUGGAGUGCAAGUUUUCAGGAAAUAAGAUACAGAUGCAGCAGUUCAGUGGUUCAUCCUAGAUGCUUUGUAUUGCUGCUGCUUCUCUAAGGUUUCUUAAAAAAACCAUAAUUAGGAAAGAGUGAAACUUAAACACUAACCUAAAUUAAACGUGUUCACAUUUCCCAAAACUAAAUCUAGUUUAAUCAAAAUUAAGCUGAUUAAAUGAUGAUUAAAAAAUGUUUAGAGGAAGUAGAAUAGUUGAGGUUACCCUAUUAUUCUUCAAAUAAUAUGUGGAUGUUUUAGGAUCCUAAUCUAUGAAAUGCAUUUGACUAUUUAAAAAGUGGGGUGAGGAGAAUGCAAACUUGGCCCACAUGGUGUGUGAUGUAUUUACCCAGCCAGCCUGUUUUCAUUAUUCUAGACAACAAAUACACCGAAGUCUUAGGAAGAGAAUCCAGGUCUUAACACAACACUAAUAAUCCCAUUGCUUAUUCAUAAGAGUUAAACAGCUAGGAUAAAGGAUUUCAUGUGUGUAUUUAAACCUCCCCCCCCAUCCAAUCCUUAAUGCAGUCUUCCUUAAUGUGAUAUUUUCAUUAAUUUUUCUUCAGUUAUCUUUGUUCAUUGGGAAAAAAAUGACUUAGGAAGCUUACAGAAGACUGCAUGCUGUAAUUGUGGGAGAAAGCUGAAGAACGUUCUUGCCAUUAGGGGGGAGACUGCUUGAUUUAAAAAACCAAAACAAAACACUUUGGGGACUUGAUUAAAAGUACUUUCUCCAUUCAUGAGUAACUAGUGUAGUUAGGUGGAUUCUCAUGUGAGGAGAAAUCAGUGAUGAUCCCAGGAAUUCUCAUGAUGCAAUGUCCCCGUCCCUCCCAUCUCAUAGGAUUACAAGCACUUCAGUGGCCAAGUCCAGCACUGGACUGCAUAUGUAUAGGAAGAAAUUCUAUGGGGGAAAGCCUGUACUUUAACUGCAGUGGCCCAGUUCACAUGGAAUGCUAAACCAUGGGAUAACCCUAUGUGCACAAUCUGGAGUGAGCCCAAGGCUCUAGAUGAUAUCACCAGGACUUACUUGUAUUUUCCCUUAAUGUUGACUUGUUGUGUUAUCCAUAGUUCCUUCUUACUUACUGG